CGGAGAAGUUGUUUACGCAUUUUACGCACAAAAAUUACAUACCCUACAGUUCCGUCGUGAAAAGAAACCUUUGUCAUAAUUUACACCCGUUGACAAUUGUCCUGAAUUAUUUUACGGAACCGCCUUUCGAGAUUGUGCAAGUUGUUUUUCUUGUUCGUCUUCACUCCAGGGAUGCCCCCACCUCUCCUGGCCUGAUUGUUGACUGGGCCCAGGGGGAAUGACCUGUACUGCAAACCUCCAACACUCAGUUUUCUGAAAGACUGACAGACAGAUUCCGAAAAUGGCGUCCUUCAGAAUUCUGUCAAAAUCAGAGCAAUUUCAUAGAAAUAUAUCUUCAGUGAGAAGACAAAAAGGAGUACUGUCUAUGCAGUAUGGCAAGUGUGUUCCUCACCCUCGGGUGUGUGGCUGUUGCUUCUCUACCUCCUGCCCCAGGGAUGCCCACUUCUUUACCGACCCCACAGAGGCAGUGAAAGACAUCCCAGAUGGCUCCACUCUACUAGUCGGAGGGUUUGGUUUGUGUGGAAUACCCGAGAAUCUGAUUGGGAGUUUAUUGAAGACUGGAGUGAAAGGUAUCACAGCAGUCAGCAACAACGCUGGUGUGGAUAAUUUUGGUCUUGGUCUGCUGCUGAGGACCAAGCAGAUCAAGCGGAUGAUUUCCUCCUACGUUGGGGAGAAUGCAGAGUUUGAGAGACAGUACCUUUCAGGGGAACUGGAGGUGGAGCUAACGCCUCAGGGUACCCUGGCAGAGAGGGUACGUGCCGGCGGUGCUGGGGUCCCUGCCUUCUUCACGCCCACUGGGUAUGGCACACUGAUCCAGGAGGGAGGCUCACCCAUCAAAUACAACACAGACGGCAGUGUGGCCAUCGCUAGCAAGAAGAGAGAGGUGAGGGAGUUCAAUGGCAUCCACUAUGUCAUGGAGAGAGCCAUCACAGGGGACUUUGCUUUGAUCAAGGCCUGGAAAGCUGAUCGAGCCGGUAACAUUGUGUUCAGAAAAACAGCACGGAACUUCAACCAGCCCAUGUGUAAAGCAGCUAAAGUCACCGUAGUGGAGGUAGAAGAGAUUGUAGAUGUGGGGACCUUUGCUCCAGAAGAUAUCCAUGUCCCCAGCAUCUAUGUUGACAGGAUUGUGAAGGGGGCAGUCUAUGAGAAGAGGAUAGAGAAGAGAACGGUCCAGAAAGGCUCUAUGGAGACACCCAAACCCAAGAGGAAGGCAGACCUGCUCCGAGAGAGGAUCAUCAGGAGGGCAGCUCUGGAGUUCCAGGAUGGAAUGUAUGCAAACCUUGGUAUUGGGAUCCCGAUGCUGGCCAGCAACUUCAUCAACUCUGACAUCACUGUGCACCUACAGAGUGAGAAUGGACUUCUGGGCCUGGGUCCUUAUCCCACCGAAAGUGAGGUAGACCCAGACCUUAUCAAUGCAGGUAAAGAGGUUGUAACUGUGGUUCCUGGAGCCGCGUUUUUCUCCAGUGAUGAAUCAUUUGCUAUGAUCAGGGGUGGCCACAUUGACCUGACCAUGUUGGGGGCCAUGCAGGUGUCUAAGUAUGGGGACCUGGCCAACUGGAUGAUCCCGGGAAAGAUGGUGAAAGGAAUGGGAGGGGCUAUGGACCUAGUGGCAAGUGCAGGAACCAAAGUGGUGGUGACCAUGGAGCAUUCUGCUAAGGGGGACAAACACAAAAUCCUGGAGAGUUGUACUCUCCCACUGACCGGGAAGCAGUGUGUGGAUAGGAUCAUCACUGAAAAGGCAGUUUUUGAUGUUGACAAGGCCAGCGGCCUCACUCUCAUAGAGAUCUGGGAGGGGCUGACUCCUGAUGACAUCAGAGCUUGCACUGGCACAGAUUUUGCUGUGUCCCCAAAUCUAAGACCAAUGCAGCAGAUCUGACCCAGUGACUCCAAAUCUUUCUGCAGUGCACAGAAUCCUUCUUUUAACAUCCCACGUGACCAUAGUGCUACAAAUGCAUGUACACAUCAACUCUGGGAGAGAGGUAUAAAUAGACCUGCAGACUUGAAGGUAUUGACAGUUAAGAGUCAGUCGGCUACAAUGUGCCUGUGACUUACAAUAGAAUCAGCUUGCUGAAGUCUAGGUCUACAAUGCAAUGACUGGUCAUUCCAAGCUGUAUAUGGUAUGAUCCAUGGCAGAUUGUUUUACUCUUAAAAUGGCAUAACUAAAUUUGUUUGAGUUUCAUAAUUUUACAGAGACACUCAAGUGCUAAGUUUUUUUUUUGGUUCAGGAUGGGAUGAUAUCAAAUUGAUUUGUCACAUACACAUGGUUAGCAGAUGUUAAUGCGAGUGUAGCGAAAUGCUUGUGCUUCGAGUUCCGACAAUGCAGUAAUAACCAACGAGUAAUCUAACAAUUCCAAAACUACUACCUUAUACACACAAGUGUAAAGGGAUAAAGAAUAUGUACAUAAAGAUAUGAAUGAGUGAUGGUACAGAACGGCAUAGGCAAGAUGCAGAAGAUGGUAUCGAGUACAGUAUAUACAUAUGAGAUGAGUACUGUAGGGUAUGUAAACAAAGUGGCAUAGUUUAAAGUGGCUACAGCAGCAGAUGGCACAGGGAUGUAUUGUCUGCAUGAUAUCAUACAUUAUAUACACUUGAGAGCAUCUGGGGUAGUCAAACUCAUACAAUGUGUCUAACUUGGGUAAAUUCAGCAUUGUGACCUUUGCACUAAUGGUGCAGCGCAGAGAGGCUCAACCAGGAAAAACAAUUGUUACGCAACCUGUUCCCUACUCAGAAAAGGGGGGUGGUGAUUUGUUCCUGGGUUCUGUUGGAUUGUAAGGCCGGUAGGUAGGAUGUGAUGGUCUAGGAGGAAGAGAGAAAAUACACUGCUCAAAAAAAUAAAGGGAACACUUAAACAACACAAUGUAACUCCAAGUCAAUCACACUUCUGUGAAAUCAAACUGUCCACUUAGGAAGCAACACUGAUUGACAAUAAAUUUCACAUGCUGUUGUGCAAAUGAAAUAUACAACAGGUGGAAAUUAUAGGCAUUUAGCAAGACACCCCCAAUAAAGAAGUGGUUCUGCAGGUGGGACCACAGACCACUUCUCAGUUCCUAUGCUUCCUGGCUGAUGUUUUGGUCACUUUCGAAUGCUGGCGGUGCUUUCACUCUAGUGGUAGUAUGAGACGGAGUCUACAACCCACACAACUGGUUCAGGUAGUGCAGCUCUUCCAGGAUGGCACAUCAAUGUGAGAUGUGACCAGAACGUUUGCUGUGUCUGUCAGCGUAGUGUCCAGAGCCCUACCAGGAGACAGGCCAGUACAUCAGGAGACGUGGAGGAGGCCGUAGGAGGGCAACAACCCAGCAGUAGGACCGCUACCUCCGCCUUUGUGCAAGUAGGAGCAGGAGGAGAACUGCCAGAGCCCUGCAAAAUGACCUCCAGCAGGCCACAAAUGUGCAUGUGUCUGCUCAAACGGUCAGAAACAGACUCCACGAGGGCCUGACGUCCACAGGUGGGGGUUGUGCUUAUACAGCCCAACACCGUGCAGGAGGUUUGGCAUUUGCCAGAGAACACCAAGAUUGUCAAAUUCGCCACUGGCGCCCUGUGCUCUUCACAGAUGAAAGCAGGUUCACACUGAGCACAUGUGACAGACGUGACAGUCUGGAGACGCCAUGGAGAACGUUCUGCUGCCUGCAACAUCCUCCAGCAUGACUGGUUUGGCGGUGUGUCAGUCAUGGUGUGGGGUGGCAUUUCUUUGGGGGGCCGCACAGCCCUCCAUGUGCUCGCCAGAGGUAGCAUGACUGCCGUUAGGUACCGAGAUGAGAUCCUCAGACCCCUUGUGAGACCAUAUGCUGGUGCGGUUGGCCCUGGGUUCCUCCUAAUGCAAGACAAUGCUAGACCUCAUGUGGCUGGAGUGUGUCAGCAGUUCCUGCAAGAGGAAGGCAUUGAUGCUAUGGACUGGCCCGCCCGUUCCCCAGACCGGAAUCCAAUUGAGCACAUCAUUGAGCUCCAUCCACCAACGCCACGUUGCACCACAGACUGUCCAGGAGUUGGCGGAUGCUUUAGUCCAGGUCUGGGAGGAGAUCCCUCAGGAGACCAUCCGCCACCUCAUCAGGAGCAUGCCCAGGCAUUGUAGGGGGGUCAUACAGGCACGUGGAGGCCACACACACUACUGAGCCUCAUUUUGACUUGUUUUAAAGGACAUUACAUCAAAUUUGGAUCAGCCUGUAGUGUAGUUUUCCACUUUAAUUUUGAGUGUGACUCCAAAUCCAGACCUCCAUGGGUUGAUAAAUUUGAUUUCCAUUGAUAAUUUGUCUGAUUUUGUUGUCAGCACAUUCAACUAUGUAAAAAAAGUAUUUAAUAAGAAUAUUUCAUUCAUUCAGAUCUAGGAUGUGUUAUUUUAGUGGUCCCUUUAUUUUUUUUGAGCAGUGUACAUGUCAGGGGCAAAGCAACAUCAAAGUGCAUGAACCAAGUAGUGCCAGGUGAAUAAACAGGAAGUAAAUAUGUAAUCAACUCAGAGCCGACUAUCCUUUUGGGGGCUCCAAGCGAGAUUUGGUUGGCCCUUUGCAGCAAAACAUUAGUUUUAGUGGCCCCCCCUCUUAAAAGUGGGGAUAAUGUGUUUUAAAAAAGGAAUUUCCUGCAAUUCUACACCUUUGCCAUGGGGCAGAGAAACCUUGCAAUUUAAUAACAAAUGUUAUGCUUUUUCCAGACAUGAUUUAUGCCACAUUAAUAGAAUAUCUGAGUGAGAAUGAUUUUGUUAGUCAAAAGGGAAAGUCAGGGCCCCUGGACACGUGCCCUGUGUGCCCAGUCGCUAGUCGGACAUGAUUACUUCAAGUUUAGAUCAAAAUUAAGUGGCUGCCAGUGACAAGAGUAUAACUGCUGAUGCACAACCAAAUUGCGAAAUUGAGGAGUGGGGCAUAUAAGCAGACAAUGAACGCUCGUACAAUAUUCAAUGAUUACAUUUCUCUAAAACUACCUGCGCACCAACACACUUUGUAUGACUUUCUUAGCUACAGUAUAUACAUAUCUCCCUGGUAAAUUGAAUAAUUUAUACAGCAGCAUACAAUACAAUUUUGCACUCACUUGGUUGUGCUGUGCUCACAGGAAAGUGGCACAGUGGUCCUUCGUGGGCAAAUUGUCAAACGUCUGGCAUUCUCUGGAUUUAUGGUGCUUUCAAAACAACUGGUAACUCUGAAAAAACAAGGUCGAAUCAUGAUGUCAUUAAUCUUCAGCUCAUAGCUCUAGAUAGAGAGGCUAGAUUUACAAUUCCUAAAUGGAUGACCAUUCAAAACGUAUUUUCCCAAUCGGAGCUCGUUUAUUCCCAACUUCCCAGUGGUCUUGAACUCACUGAGGUCAAGUUCCCGCAGUUCCGAGUUAAAAUUGUUUUGAGCGCGGCACAAAUCAUGCGUCAUUGACAGCAUGGCCAAUGUUGAAUGUUUACCAUUUUAACGUCCCAAAUUUGGGACCACACAGCCACUCCACAGAGUAGCAGGCUAGUGAUUGCUUUGCUUGCAGUUAGCCACUGACACUGAUUCCUUCCAAACCACUGUUGAAUUUGCAAUUUCCAACUUGUGUAAUGUUUGCCCAAUGGCUGAUGAGCACGGAUACAUUUUAGCUUUAAUUUCUCUUCAUAUGACAAGGAUUAAAAAGGAUUUGCCAGUA
Messenger RNA from Oncorhynchus keta (chum salmon), 5595 nucleotides. RefSeq names its product succinyl-CoA:3-ketoacid coenzyme A transferase 1, mitochondrial-like. Gene Ontology annotation, molecular function: succinyl-CoA:3-oxo-acid CoA-transferase activity. Lineage: Eukaryota; Metazoa; Chordata; Actinopteri; Salmoniformes; Salmonidae. Gene Ontology annotation, biological process: ketone body catabolic process. Gene Ontology annotation, cellular component: mitochondrion. The record is from RefSeq and is a predicted model, not a curated record. Bases 281 to 1876 code for a protein of 531 amino acids. The transcript has 18 exons.